This is a messenger RNA of Castor canadensis (American beaver), 4557 nucleotides long. The record is from RefSeq and is a predicted model, not a curated record. NCBI's taxonomy places the organism in Eukaryota, Metazoa, Chordata, Mammalia, Rodentia, Castoridae.
CGCGUCCCAGAAUCCAAGAUGGCGGGAUCCAGGCAGUUUGGUCCCCAGACCAGAGCUCGACAGCUCUUCUGCACCCUGCUGCUGUCGUUCAGUCGUUUCGUCGGGGGGGACGGCAUGGGAGGCGACCCCUUGUCCGCCGGGGCCGCGGGCACCCCGGCCGAGCUGCCACAUCGCCGCUUCGAGUACAAAUACAGCUUCAAGGGGCCGCACCUGGUGCAGAGCGAUGGAACCGUGCCCUUCUGGGCCCACGCGGGGAAUGCUAUUCCAAGUUCAGAUCAAAUUCGAAUAGCACCAUCAUUAAAAAGCCAAAGAGGAUCAGUGUGGACAAAGACAAAAGCAGCCUUUGAGAACUGGGAAGUAGAGGUGACAUUUCGAGUGACUGGAAGAGGUCGAAUUGGAGCUGAUGGGCUAGCAAUUUGGUAUACAGAAAAUCAAGGCUUAGAAGGCCCUGUGUUUGGAUCAGCUGAUAUGUGGAAUGGUGUUGGAAUAUUUUUUGAUUCUUUUGACAAUGAUGGAAAGAAAAAUAAUCCUGCUAUAGUAAUUAUAGGCAACAAUGGACAAAUCCAUUAUGACCACCAAAAUGAUGGUGCCAGUCAAGCUUUAGCAAGUUGCCAGAGGGACUUCCGUAAUAAACCCUAUCCUGUCCGGGCAAAAAUUAUAUAUUACCAGAAAACACUGACAGUAAUGAUCAAUAAUGGCUUUACACCAGAUCAAAAUGAUUAUGAAUUCUGUGCCAAAGUGGAAAAUAUGGUUAUCCCCCAUCAAGGGCAUUUUGGAAUAUCUGCUGCCACAGGGGGUCUUGCAGAUGACCAUGAUGUCCUUUCUUUUCUGACUUUCCAAUUGACUGAACCUGGAAAAGAGCCACCUACACCAGAUAAAGAAAUUUCAGAAAAAGAAAAGGAAAAGUAUCAGGAGGAGUUUGAACACUUCCAACAAGAAUUGGACAAAAAAAAGGAGGAAUUCCAGAAGGACCACCCUGACAUCCAAGGGCAGCCUGCGGAUGACAUAUUUGAGAGUGUAGGAGAUCGUGAGCUAAGACAGAUCUUUGAAGGACAGAAUCGUAUUCAUCUUGAAAUCAAGCAGCUGAACCGGCAGUUGGAUAUGAUUCUUGACGAACAGAGAAGAUAUGUCUCUUCCCUGACAGAGGAGAUCUCUAAAAGAGGAGUGGGGCCCCCAGGGCAGCACAGGCAGAUCGGUCAACAAGAGCUGGAUAAUGUUGUGAAAACUCAGCAUGAGAUUCUGAGACAAGUAAAUGAAAUGAAGAACUCCAUGAGUGAAACAGUCAGACUGGUCAGUGGCAUACAGCACCCUGGCUCUGCAGGAAUCUAUGAGUCAACACAGCACUUUAUGGACAUCAAGGAGCACCUGCACGUAGUCAAGAGGGACAUAGACAGCUUAGUGCAGCGGAAUAUGCCAUCCAAUGAAAAACCAAAAUGCCCAGAACUACCACCAUUUCCGUCAUGUUUAUCUACGAUUCACUUUGUCAUAUUUGUAGUGGUUCAGUCAGUGUUGUUCGUUGGAUACAUCAUGUAUAGGACACAGCAAGAAGCAGCUGCCAAAAAAUUCUUUUGACCACCAUUUUCAUUUGUGUACAUCAUGUAUGUACGUAUGUUCAAAACUGUUGUCUUUUUAGGGAAUUUAGGUAUUUAAAUUACUUCAUAGUCUAAAUUAUUAAAUUUUGUAUAAAAGGACUGUUUACACAUUGAUUUUCAGUGAGAAUAAACCUUAAAGACAACCACAUGUAAAUGUGUUCAUAGUUCAUAAAUGUGUUUGAAUAUCAGUGAAUUUCUGGUCAGUGGAAAGAAACUAUUGACAAGUAAUAACAGAAAUGGUGAUAGCCCCUGCAUGUGAGCAUUGCGCUAAGUAUCCAGUACUGGAAGUUUCUUAGUUGCCCUCCUGACUCCCAAAAUCUGAGGUCUAACUAAGAGUUCCCCAUCAUGCAUAUUUUGUAAGCAGUCAUUUUCAGAGAUCAGAAUUUCCUGCUCUUACACCCUGCAGUCCUUUAAUCUUUAUACAGCUCCCUCUGGAAUCAGAGAAUAUUUUGUCUGACAGCUUUGGGAUGUUGAUAAUAGGCCUCAGAAUAUUUUGUGAAACGUUUUUUGCCUCUACUAUAUUUCACUUGUAUAGUAAAUUUGGAGGGAAAACGAAAUUGCUGCUUUUGUCUAAAAAAUCAUUUUGGUGAAAACAUUCCUCUGAUAAUGACUUUAGUGGGUAUUCUGCCUGGUAAUGUACUCAUUUCAUGUUGGCCCAUAUUGAAUAUCUUCAUUCCAAUGUUGUCGAUUCAGUAUUAUUAAAAUAAUUUUUACAUGUUUAGUUUAAGGAAUUUGUCUCCAUUUCAUCCAGCAUGUAAGUCAGUUUAUGCUGCAUGUUCUGAAGAAAUUUUAAAUUCACAAAACCUACCACUAUUUUCUGGUUACAUUACUCCAUGUCACCCAGGGUUAGUGACUACUUGUUUACUCUUAAAUCAAGGAGAUAUUCAUGGAAGAAGUUUUAGGAUUUUCAAAGGCAAAAUUUGAAAAAUAGAACUAUUUCUGAUUUCUUCCUUUUAUUGCCAGCUCUAAGGGCAUUGUGAAGCACUUAUUAGUAAAUUUAACCAUGAAAUGUUAGACUGGAAGAUUUUAUAGCCUCUGUACAUAGUUACAGAUAUUAAAGAAACCAUCUGUAAAUGACAUUUUUAAAUGCAGAUUUCAUUUUUGUUUUCAUAGCUGAUGUAGACUUACUUUUGCUGACUGCAAAGUACUUUUCUUACAUGUUUUAUCUAAAACGAUUAUCUUUCAUUUGCCAUAGGAUCCAGAACAAUCCUGCUUUAUAAAGUAGCACUAUUGAAUUCUUCCAAGGCUUCCUGAGUUUGCUCUCAAAUGUCAUUUACAGAGUGGGCUCCGACCUAAUAUAUAAAGACAUGAUGGAGAAAUGUGCAUUGUGGCAAUAUCUAACUAGCACUGUGUGUGCAAAUAGUCUUUCAUUGCUUUUUAUGUUAGUGUUUAUCCUAAACUGAAUGAUGACUCUCUGCUUCAGUCAGUUCAGCAUAUAAAAUGGUUCUCUCACAUGUUUCUUUUGUAGUGUUAAUGUUUUUAAAUUCAUGUUUCAGAGACAGCAUCAUCACAGAAUUUACUCAUAUUCCCUGAAAAAAAUUAAUACUUUCAGAAGAAUGUUUAAGUUGUAGACUAUGAAACUUGAGAGGUCCUCUUGAGAUAAAAGGCUGCCAAAUCCAGUAUUACAAAGUCCAUGGUCACAUGUGCCUGAACAUGAAAGGAACACAGAUCUAUGCAGUGCACACUUUUCAGGCUUAAAUUCAAGGGGAGUCAUUCUCGUCAUUUCUAACACAAGUACAGACAGCCGUUAUGAAAGAACAUGGGCAUGAAUCCUUCUUUCCUUAAUUUGCUCGACAAUGACUCAGUAAAGUGCUCCAUGCAGGAUGUUUGUCUGUACUGUUUGAAGCUUCACUUUCCUCAAAAUCAUUGACUGAGUACUCAUUUAUGAACAAAAAUGUUUGCUCUGUGGAAAAAUCAGUCACUGCCAGAAUUCUUUCAUUUCUGUACUGUUUUGUAUAAUUGAAUUAAUUCACUUCUCGCACACCAGCAAGUAUUUUACAGGUGCCUUGGAUUAAAACAGAAUUCAUUUUAAAUUUUAGAUGUAAGUCAUUGUGUUUAUAAAGCCAUUUCUGAUACCCUCAGUUAAAUGUACCUAUUUGUGUUCUAAUUGCUUGACUGUUUUAUUCAGUUUGAAACUUUACCAUGAACUCACAAACAAAAUAACCAGUGUUUUUUUGUGUGUUAAAGAUAUGUCACCAUUUCUAAAAACAUGGUCCUUAGACCAUUUGCAUGGAGUGCUUGUUAAGAAUUCAGAUUCCAGGGCCCCAUUUCAAGCCACCUGCAUCAAAACUCAAGGGUGGGGCUUCAGAGAUGAGUGUUCAGCAGGUACAUUGGAUUAUUCUGAGCACAUUGUGGUUGGAAACCACUACAGUGGGGAGUGGACAAAAAGAUAAGAAUAGGUGUUUUGUGGUUUAAAACUGAGCUGAGAGCAUAAUGACAUAUUUUCAUUGUCAAUGAAGUUACCAGUGAUCCACAGAUUCUUUUAGACUACAAUUUAUUUAAUGUUCAUUUUACUAAAACUCUUGGUUCAUUAGCAAAUACUAACUCCAGGUUGUUUCCUGUUCCUCUUUGUUACUCUGGUAAAACUUAAAAGUCAUCUGCAGAUCUUGGUGAAGCCCACUUGCUAACACUUAAUUGCUUUCCCAUUAGUGAUGUGACAUUUUAUCUCACACAACUGUGCUUUUUGAUAACUUGGGCAAAACAAAUUACUUGAAUAAGGGAUUGCCUUCUGCUUUGCAGAGAUAAAAUCUUUGUAAAGAAUGCAAAUGGCAGUUGUGAAUAUGAAGAUGUGAUUAUAUCCCUUUCCGUGUGUUUACUGAAGGGGGUAGUUAACAAAUUAUUAUAUUGGAAAUUUUUUAAUUUAUAAGAUCGAGUAUAAAAUCAACACUUGCAACUUUUUAGAUCUGUAUGUUGCCUGUUUAAUAUAUUUCUUUUAUGAUAUUGCUUAAAGCUUAAAAGGGUUUUC